UGCUCUAAAUAGGUACUUCGCCCUGCAACGCGUCCUCUUUCGAGACUGGAAAAUCCAUUUGCACUUCACUGAGCAGUAAUCAAUGCUCUAGAGCUUCUCUAAGAGUGAGUGGAACAGCAUCAGAGAGUGGAGCCAGAAUGUUGAGACUUAUGAGGAGAGUUUCAGUGGAUUCAUGGAAGUCAUCAAGUUUAUGCAGUAAGCAUGCAUAUUUCAAGAAGACAAAAAUGAGAGUUAUGAGUGUGACACAGCAAAACUGCAGUCUGAGAAAGUACAGUGCUCUACCAGGAGAUGUUAAGUCUCUGCGUUCUGUCAUUAAUCCUGAUAUAUCCAGGUACGUCAUGCUGGCUUAUUGUUUCGAUGUAACUGGCAUGGUAAAGUUUGAAAACAUAGAUAUAUUCUUGGACAUACAAGCCUUUGACAUGAAGAGGUCAAAUUGUCCUGAUGAUUCUCUGUUUUUUCCAGCUGAGUGUCUGUUGGCUUGCAAAGGUUACUUCUGCUUACUUCAGUUUUUUCAUAUUUGCAAGUUUGAAGUACAGUCAUUUAUACCCCUCAUGGCUGUCACUGUAUGGCUGGAGAUUUUUCAUGUUUCAGGGAGGAGUACAAGCUUUCUCUCUCCCAAUGGUGUUUUGCCUGACAGCAGCUUUAUAAGUGUUGCAGAUCUGGAUGAUGAAUUUGCUGAACUGGUUCUAGGAGAACACAGUGAAAAUUUUGACUUAAUAUCAGCUGAGAAGUUACAGUCUGCUAUCCGGAGAGUCACACUAGCUCACAAAGCUGUCCCUGUCCUCUGUGGCAGUGCGCUGAAGAACAAAGGAGUGCAGCCACUACUGGAUGCCAUCACCAUGUACUUGCCUGCACCUAAUGAACGUUCAUAUGAGUUUCUGCAAUGGUACAAGGAUGACCUGUGUGCCCUAGCAUUUAAAGUUCUCCAUGAUAAAUGUCGUGGACCACUAGUUUUUGUUCGUGUUUACUCGGGUUCACUGAAACCUCAGUCAGCUGUAUAUAAUAUUAACAAAAGUUGCACAGAGAGAAUGAGCCGGCUGCUCCUGCCUUUUGCUGAUCAGCACAUUGAAAUACCAUCACUGAUGCCUGGCAACAUUGCUCUUACCGUUGGGUUAAAACAGAGUGCCACUGGAGAUACCAUAGUGUCAUCAAAGGCUUCAGCAGUCGCUGCAGCUCGCCGAGCUGGAAGGGAUACUGGGGAGAAGAAGAGGUCUACAAGUGAUGUAGACAGCCUUCUGCUGGCAGGUGUUGAGAUCCCUGACCCUGUCUUCUUCUGUACUAUUGAACCUCCUUCAAUGGCCAAACAACAAGACUUGGAUAAUGCAUUGAGCUGCCUUCAGCGUGAAGAUCCAAGUUUAAAAGUGAAGAUAGAUCCUGACACAGGACAAACUAUCCUCUGUGGCAUGGGAGAACUACACAUAGAAAUCAUUCAUGACCGAAUCAAACGUGAAUAUGGAAUUGAGACUUAUUUGGGACCUCUUCAAAUAGCAUACCGAGAAACCAUCUUAAGUGCUGCCCAAGUUACAGAUAUAUUGGACAAAACAGUAGGAGAUAAACGACACUUUGUAACUGCAGAGUUAGAGGUGAGACCCAGGUCAGGGGACAGAGCAGGGACAAAACCCAUCAUCAACUAUGCUGAGAGUGUUAUUGAAGUACUACCCCAAGAACUCCAAGGAGCUAUAGAAAAUGGAAUCAUGAAUUCAUGCAUUCAAGGACCUCUGCUUGGAUUCCCAGUUCAGGAUAUAGAUGUGACAGUGCAAUCACUGACAGUGCACCCAGACACCUCCCACACAAUGGUAUCAGCCUGUGUCUCCCGUUGCAUGCAAAAGGCUUUGAAGAAAGCUGGUAUACAAAUACUGGAGCCCCUGAUGAACCUAGAAAUCACAGUAAGUGAAGAUCAUCUCAGUGCAGCACUUGCUGAUCUUGCACAGCGGAGAGGUAGUAUUCAGGAAAUCCAAAGUCGUCAGGAUAACAGAGUUGUGGUUGCUGCUGUUCCGCUUGCAGAAAUGAUGGGCUACUCAACGGUUCUGCGUUCUUUAACAUCAGGCUCAGCAACCUUCACAUUGGAGCUUGCCAGUUAUCAAGCCCUGAACAGUCAAGAGCAAAGUGCACUUCUUCAGAGGAGGAUGGGGUUGGUGUGAUCACUUUACUCUGUAGAACGGUGUUUUCUAUCCUCCAUGUUAAAUAUUUUCACAGGUACACCAGUAUGUUCGCCUGGGACUAACUGGUGGCGGUAAAUGAUGAGUCAGCAGCCAUAUAAACAGACUGGGCUCUUAACUGUCCAAGGGGGAAAGUUUAAGAGCCUGUUCUAAUGG
This is a messenger RNA of Empidonax traillii (willow flycatcher), 2315 nucleotides long. RefSeq names its product G elongation factor mitochondrial 2 (gene GFM2). The coding region runs from base 138 to 2141 and encodes 667 amino acids. Gene Ontology annotation, cellular component: mitochondrion. The record is from RefSeq and is a predicted model, not a curated record. Gene Ontology annotation, molecular function: translation elongation factor activity; GTPase activity; GTP binding. Gene Ontology annotation, biological process: mitochondrial translation; ribosome disassembly. NCBI's taxonomy places the organism in Eukaryota, Metazoa, Chordata, Aves, Passeriformes, Tyrannidae. The transcript is spliced from 16 exons.